UUUAAAGUCACUUCUGACUUUGGUGCAAAUAUGCCUUGAAAGGUAAGCAUCCACACUACCAGAUUUACUAAAUUUUACUAUCAUGUUGAACAUAAGAAAAUUCCAGAGGCUAAUUUUUAAAUUUAUUUAUUUGAGAGCAAGAGAGUGCAAGCACUCAUGUGAGCAGGGGAGGGUGUAGGAACAGAGGGAGAAGGAGAGAGGGAAUCCCAAGCAGACUCAGGUACCCAAUAUGGGAUGCUACCUUGCCAAACCCCAAGAUCACCACCCCUGCCAGGCUCAACUGGUUGAGCCACCCAGGCACCCCCAGAAGGUAAUUUUUUAAGGUGAAGGCUCUAUGUGGACCAUGCUGUAAAUGUCCAAAGCCUUCAAAAUCUGGCCUCAGCGGCACACAUAUACAUGCAUUUUUCUCUAUGUAAUUUCAUGCUACCUAAAAGUCUCACCUUAUUUUGUAUAAGUUUUCUUCUACCCCAAAUCCAAGUCUUCAUCAUUUAAAACUUAAUAGAGUGCAAGAAAAUUGCCAAAUUGCUAACAUCUAUGCUUUUGUCCAAUUCUAAGGUAAAGAUUCAGAUCCAGCUGAAUUUACCCGUUAAUGUGUUUCUUUCCAAGCACAUCAAAAUGCAUCUCUAGAAAAAUCUUCCGUAAAGAUACUUAAAAAUCAGCUUGUCCGCCUUUUUUGGGUCUUCAGGUUGUCCUAAAUCUGUAGCACUAAGUGCUACAAGAUCUUCUCAUUUUCUAAGUAUCACAGACUUCUAACCCAUGGGAAACGGAUUCCUAAGGGAACUUACAACCACCUUUUAAAAUCCGCUGGUUGGUUUGUGCUUUUAGCGCUAUCGCUUCUAGAGUCACCUCUCUUUUUAGUUCCAAAAUUUGCAUGGCCGCCUCUUUGACUUUGUUCAAGAGUCUGUGUUGAUCAAGCAGGUACUGCCUGCGGGUGGGAGGAGGGUGUCUGCUGGAGCAAGAUGGCUUUUGAGCUAGGCUUAUUUGCAUCCCGUGCAUAACACUGCCUGUGUUCGAUGUGUGCCUAAAUACUACCUGCGCUCCGGGGCUCGCGGCGGCCCGCUCACCGCUCCUUAGCAACGGCUGGGAGGCGCUCUCACCCCGGUCACGCUCACCAUCGGGCUGAUCCCACCGCAGGUCGGACACGGCAGCGAUUUCUGGGCGUUCAGGGUUUUCAUUACCGUUCGUAUUUUCACUGAACUAGCGACACUUCCAACGUCCCGUUCUUCGCUUCCAGGCCGUGUUCCUGGCUGAGAGCGCGGCUCUGAUUACGAGUCACACACGAAGGCCGCGAACGCCGGCGCCCGGGAAGCGGGACCGCGCGGCCGCGGGAGGCGGUAAACCAAGCGCCGCGCAGGCGCAGUCCCAGGAGGAGGACAAACCCGGUUGGGGGGGGGGGGGCGGGCGGAGGAUUUUUCGCAAAGUGGAAAGUGGAAAAGCAAAACCAAAACACCGCUUCUGGAGGUGAUAAACUGCCGGGCUGUUUCUGUUUUUACUUCUGAGGAACAGGCGCGGCCUUCGGGGCCUUGCGAAGGCUGCAGAAUUCCUCCUCCCCGGGACCUGCCGCCAGCCAGCGCGUCGGCGAGUUCUCUCGGCCUCGUUUGUUCUCGCCGCGGAGUUCGGAUCUCCCGUGUUUGUUUACAGCACGAAUCCACCCCGAUUGGGAGGGAUGGCGCUUAGAGGGAGCGGGGGGAGGAAGGCACCACAACGCCAGAAAAAAACAAACAAAAAACAAAAAAAAACAAACUCUCUUCUCGCGGCCGCCGCAAACAUCGCGAGAUCUGCCCGAGCGUCGAGCGGAACCUCCGAGGGCACGUCUGCGCAUGCGCCUGACUAAUUCCUUUUUAGCGCGAAAAAGUUUCGAGGCUUUCUGAGGCUUGGCCGUAAGCCGAAUCUGCCCCUCCACAAGGGUCCGAGGGAUUCAAACACACAACACUACAUUCUUCCGAGACUUUGCAGUCAACAACUCUGCAUGACUGCAUGGGCGUCCCUUCUCCCCGUUUAAUAGCCGUUGGCCGUGAAGUCUGUGUGAGACGAAUUUUCAGCGAAUCCACUACUCAAGCAGUUGGGGUGGGAGAGCCGACCAGGGUUUCAAAAUGAGGGAUACAUGGGACAAUUGCACAAGCUUUGGAUUUUGUCCUGCAGCAUCUGACUGGUACCAUCCAGACACCCGAAGCGCUGCCUGCCGGAAGCAGGCUAUGAGCCAAGGGGAAGGCAGAGGACAGAAAUGAACGUGCUCUCAAGCUUUCCUGGUGAUGUAUGGUAUUCUCCAAACUCCUAUGCGAGGGCUAUUCCUGAUCGAGAAGACCCAAGGAGACCAUCUCUGAAAUCAAGUCCAGAUGAAGAACUAAGAGGGAAAAAGUGAGUAUGGUUUUUGCUCACAGAAUGGAUAACAGCAAGCCGCCUCUGGUUAUUCCCACACUUCUGGUGCCCCUCCAGAACCACAGCUGCACUGAAACAACCACACCCCUGCCAAGCCAUGACCUGAUGGAACUACAGGAGGAGCACAGUUGGAUGAACAACAGAACUGGCCUGCAGCCUGGACUGAAACCUGGGGAAGUGGCCACUGCCAGCAUUUUCUUUGGGACCCUGUGGUUGUUUUCUAUAUUUGGCAAUUCCCUGGUUUGUUUGGUCAUCCACAGGAGUAGGAGGACUCAGUCCACCACCAACUACUUUGUGGUCUCCAUGGCCUGCGCGGAUCUCCUCAUCAGCGUGGCCAGCACGCCUUUUGUCCUGCUUCAGUUUGCCACUGGGAGGUGGACACUUGGCAGUGUGAUGUGCAAGGUCGUGCGGUAUUUUCAGUAUCUCACGCCGGGUGUCCAGAUCUACGUUCUCCUCUCCAUCUGCAUAGACCGGUUCUACACCAUCGUCUAUCCUCUGAGCUUCAAGGUAUCCAGGGAAAAAGCCAAGAAAAUGAUCGCGGCAUCGUGGAUCUUCGAUGCAGCCUUUGUGAGCCCCGUGUUCUUUUUCUUUGGCUCCAGCUGGGACAGUCACUGCAACUAUUUCUUCCCUUCUUCUUGGGAAGGAACCGCCUAUACCGUCAUCCAUUUCUUGGUGAGCUUUGUGAUUCCAUCCAUCCUCAUCAUCUUAUUUUACCAGAAGGUUGUGAAGUAUAUUUGGAGAAUAGGCACUGAUGGCCGAACAGUGAGGAGGACGAUGAACAUUGUCCCAAGGACAAAAGUGAAAACUAUCAAGAUGUUCCUCAUUUUGAAUCUGUUGUUUUUGCUCUCUUGGCUGCCUUUCCAUGUAGCUCAGCUGUGGCACCCCCACGAACGAGACUCCAAGAAAAGUUCCCUUGUUUUCACGGCUAUCACAUGGAUAUCCUUUAGUUCUUCAGCCUCUAAACCUACACUGUAUUCCAUCUAUAAUGCCAACUUUAGGAGAGGAAUGAAAGAGACUUUUUGCAUGUCCUCAAUGAAGUGUUACCGAAGCAAUGCCUAUACUAUCACAACCAGUUCAAGGAUGGCCAAAAAAAACUACGUUGGCAUUUCAGAAAUUCCUCCCACGGCCAAAACUAUAACCAAAGACUCGAUCUAUGAUUCAUUUGACAGAGAAGCCAAGGAAAAAAAGCUCGCUUGGCCCAUUAAUUCAAAUCCACCAAAUACUUUUGUGUAAUUUCGCAGAAUUCUUUCAAUUAUUGUUAUGUGCCAGAGAUUAAAAAGC
This is a messenger RNA of Nyctereutes procyonoides (raccoon dog), 3660 nucleotides long. RefSeq names its product G protein-coupled receptor 19 (gene GPR19). Gene Ontology annotation, cellular component: plasma membrane. The record is from RefSeq and is a predicted model, not a curated record. Gene Ontology annotation, biological process: G protein-coupled receptor signaling pathway. Gene Ontology annotation, molecular function: G protein-coupled receptor activity. NCBI's taxonomy places the organism in Eukaryota, Metazoa, Chordata, Mammalia, Carnivora, Canidae. The transcript is spliced from 4 exons. The coding region runs from base 2365 to 3612 and encodes 415 amino acids.